This is a messenger RNA of Siniperca chuatsi (mandarin fish), 1350 nucleotides long. It is a transcript of the gene star2, whose product is annotated as steroidogenic acute regulatory protein 2. Gene Ontology annotation, cellular component: mitochondrion; mitochondrial intermembrane space. The record is from RefSeq and is a predicted model, not a curated record. Gene Ontology annotation, molecular function: cholesterol binding; cholesterol transfer activity. The transcript has 8 exons. Bases 136 to 987 code for a protein of 283 amino acids. NCBI's taxonomy places the organism in Eukaryota, Metazoa, Chordata, Actinopteri, Centrarchiformes, Sinipercidae. Gene Ontology annotation, biological process: regulation of steroid biosynthetic process; steroid biosynthetic process; intracellular cholesterol transport.
UGGCGACUUCCGUAGAAGGGGACCCGCUCCCUCUGCAGAUAAAAACAGCUUAUUCCAAGUGGAGCGUCCUUCACAAGUCAUAUAAGACCAGAGACACACUCUCUUACUUUGCUGUCACUGCCGAAGACAGACAAUAUGCUGCCGGCUGUUGUGAAGCUCUGUUGUGGAAUCUCAUACCCACAUCUGAGGAGUAUGGCAGGACUUCAACGCACAGCUGUGGCAGUGAUAGGCCAGGAGAUCACACACCUGCAGACAUGGGGACAGAUCCAACAUCACAUGAGAACACAUGCUGGAUUAAAAUAUAAUGAGCCCAAACCUGAAGAUGUAACGCCUGUGCCUUUGAAAGAAGAUCAGCUGUUCUAUGUACAACAAGGCCAAGAAGCAAUGAGGAAGGCUCUCAGUAUGUUGGAAGACAAACAAGGAUGGAAGGUUGAGAUCACAGAGAGCAACGGGGAUGUGAUCUGUAGCAAAGUGAUGCCGGGGGCCAGGAAGGUCUUCAGGCUGGAGACGGUCCUGGAGGCCAGCGUGGACGAGCUCUACAACAUCCUGUUUGUCAGAGUGGAGGAGAUGCACCAGUGGAACCCGAGCAUACAACAUAUCAAUGUUCUGAAACAUGUUGGACCCGAAACGAUUGUCACUCACGAGGUUUCAGCCGAGACAGCAGGAAAUCUGAUUGGCCAAAGGGAUUUCCUGAGUGUCAGACACAGUUGCAAAGAAAAGUCCAGCGUUUAUCUUGGAGGAGCAGCGAUUCACCUAGAGUCCUUCCCACCUCAGUCAGGCUUUGUGAGAGCCGAGGAUGGACCAACCUGCAUCAUCAUUCAGGCUCUGGACGAGGAUACAAGAAAAAGCCGCUUCACAUGGCUUCUUAAUAUGGACGUAAAGGGCUGGCUGCCAAAGUCCAUUGUCAAUCAAGCUUUGCCCCGAGCACAGUUGGAUUUUACCAGACAUCUCCGCAGACGUCUCACAGCGAGCGCCACUCUAGGCUGACUGUGUGACACCCACACCGCAGUGGCACUCUGUCAUCAAUCACAGGAGAAGACUGGGAGACAAAGGUACGGUGACAGCCUGGUUGCUCGACAGAACGCUGCCCUUUCAGCGAGAGCAGCUGAGCUGCCUGGAGGAGACGCUCAGCUCCAACACUCUGCAUAGAAGAGCUGGCAGAGACCAGUAUCAGCAACUAAGUGCCAGCCUGGCAGAAGGAAGCUGGUUUAUAAUAGGAAUUAAUGUCAGUGUGCCACUCAGACCUCAUUAAGAUUUCCUGAUUAGGACUCAUCGCUUGUUUGUUGACACAUGACUAACUGCAUAGUCUGAGUCCCUGCAUACAAUAUGACAGGACAAAAUAAAUAAAGU